AUGAUCCCGACGUUCGGUCUAAUGACGACCGUGGGCAUCUUUCAGGUGUAUUGGAAAGAAAACCAGCUUGCUCCGUGGUCUAACACGGGCAUAUCCUGGAUUAUAUCCAUCUUUGGGUUUCUAUCUGUUCUACUCUGCGGCCCCUUUGGCAUCCUGUUCGACACGUUCGGGCCCCGAUGGCUCGUGACCCCCGCAACAAUUGUGUACAGCGCGGCCUUCCUGGGCGUCGCCUUCAGCAGUCAAUACUGGCAAUUCAUGGUCUGCUUCUGUGUUGCCGGUAUAGGUGCAGCGGCUUUGACCACCACUGCGCUAGCCGUUAUUAAUCAUUGGUUCGACGACAAGAAGGGACUGGCCAUGGGCAUUUGCACCAUGGGUGGAGGACUGGGUGGCGUGAUCUUCUCCGUGGUGCUUCGGUUCACCACGAAGAACUUCGAGUGGACGACGGCAAGCCUCAUCCACUUUGCCAUAAUUUGCGCCUUUUUAUCCCUCGGGUGCGCCUUGACGAGGCCCAGAGUACUCAAGGCUCGCAAAGGAAAGAUGUGGGACUUUGCCUGCUUCAGGCGUUGGAAGUUUGUCCUCUUCACCUUCAGCGUAUGCGGCUUCGAGUUGGUGCUGUUCGUAGCGUGGGGUCUCCUACCCACGUAUGCCAGAAUAGUCAAGCUCGGCGAUGUAUUCUACUUGACCCUUGUCUUCAGUGUGGGGUCUUCCUUCGGCAGGAUCGUUCCUGGAUAUUUCACCGAUAAAAUAGGCCCCUUCAAUGUGACUAUACUCAUGACAAUUUUCACAGAGGCGGUCAUGCUUGUGUUGUGGCUAGCGUUCGGAGACACGUCCGCGCCUACGCUCUAUGCCGUGGCUUUUUGUCUUGGAUUCGGUACCGGUAGCUUUGUGUCGACGGCUGCUACAUGUCUCGGACGACUCUGCGACCCGCAAGACAGUGGCACAUACAUCGGCUGCUGCUAUGCUGUUGUGAGUCUAGCAACGUUGGUCGGCAACCCAGCCAGUCAGGCUGUCCUAGGGGACGGUGAGGGCAUCCGCCCUCGCUUGAUGAUUGCCUUUCUUGCGAUAGUCCUCGCAAUGGCGCUUGUGAGUUGCUGCUUUGUCCGGUGGUUGUGUUUGAAACGCAGCUGGAAAUGGUUGGCGAAGGUGUGA
Colletotrichum scovillei is the source of this 1149-nucleotide messenger RNA. Its product is annotated as major facilitator superfamily transporter. NCBI's taxonomy places the organism in Eukaryota, Fungi, Ascomycota, Sordariomycetes, Glomerellales, Glomerellaceae. Gene Ontology annotation, biological process: transmembrane transport. The transcript has 4 exons. Gene Ontology annotation, cellular component: fungal-type vacuole membrane. The record is from RefSeq and is a predicted model, not a curated record. Gene Ontology annotation, molecular function: transmembrane transporter activity. Bases 1 to 1149 code for a protein of 382 amino acids.